AUGAAAAUGCAGCAGUCAAAGCAGCAAGAAGGAUAUUAUGCUGUAUAUAUCCCGUCACCAGACGGGUUAUCUGGUGAAGGUGCCGUAUUCACAACCUUGAGGGAAGCAUCCAGUUUUGCGAAUACGCCGGAAAGUAAAACAAAGGGUGCUCGUUUCAAGCGCUUUAAAGAUCAGGAUGACGCAAAAAAAUAUGCCAAAAAUGGUGAUAUGUUUUGUAAAAGCCCAGAAAUAUCAGCUAAAAGUCACACAGGAGAGCCAACUUCAUCUUUUCCAUCCGUAUCUCGAAUUAUGUUCAAUCGUUUGAAAAAGGCAAUCGAAUUAAAGGACGAUGAAUUAUUCUUGGAAAUGGCUUUGCAGAAUCCACGUUAUCUAAUCAAUAUCGGAAGUGAUACACCAACAAUCGUAGUUGAAGGUUUUCGUUAUAAUGCUAUGCAUCUUGCCGCUAAAGUUGGUAAUUUACACGUUGCCAAAUAUGUUCUUCAUCUUGUCUGCGAUAGUCAAGUGUUGCUUGCUUUAUACGGGACGUCGGAAGAUGAUGUUAAGAUGCGCUCACGUUUACUUCUUGACUGUUAUCUCAAUAUGCCUGAUAAGGGUUCACACGAUACACCAUUACAUUUUGCAUCUAAAUUUGGGCACUAUAAUCUGGUUGAACUGUUUUUAAGUUAUAGCAUAUGCCAAAAAAAUCCUACUAACAAGAUGGGUUUUACUCCUGCUCAAAUUUGUUGCACAAGAUAUGUUGGCUGUGAUAAGAAAAAUCUCUGUGCUGUAAUGAUAUCACUUUUCCUCUGUUUCUUUGUUGCACUUUAUCGUCCAACGGAUAAUUAUUAUUCAAUAAUUAUCCAACUUCUCGAUGAAACACCACCCAAUACACUUCCAGAUGAUGCACCUGGAUCUUUCGUAUGCAUGUCAGCUUUUGAAACAUACGAACUUGCGGCUUACGCUGGACCAUUCGCCGAUAAAGCUGUGGCACAGGAGUUUUGUGAAACAUGGAAAAUAGAAGAAAGAGAUUGUCGUAGGUUGUAUCCUCGGAAAGGUGCUGAACGUGUUGGACGUUGUCUUGCUAAUAAAUAUAAAAUAACUUGGAUGGAACGCUGGAGUUUUUGCAAUAAAUUGCUUGAUUUCCAAUCCUACUCAGGAUUGGAAGAAUUAAAUCGCCACCUUGUGAAUAUUAGAUUGCAUCCACCGGCUUGUUCAAUUCGCACUAUGAACUGUGAUUGCGAUAACGAUUCUGUGGUUUUUUCGGGUGUAUGUGAUACCGCGUUAAAUGAUCAAAGGAGUGAAAACGAUGACUGUAAAACCGAUGAUUUACAUAACACAUCGCUAGGUGGAAUAACAGAAAAGUUGGCAAAUCUUCAUUUGGAUUCAUCAUCAUCAUCAUCUGAAACACUUUUGAAUUCAGGCGACUAUAUAUCUAAAGACUAUGUUUCCUUCGCGGAAAACCUUAUAACCUCCGAAUCGCCCUUGACUUCAGAUUUGAAUAUUGUUAUUUCACCUGCUCAGCUUAAGCAGACUAACAGUAACAACGAACGAAAUGACUCUAUUGAUUUUGAUUAUUAUACACCACCAUCAUCGCCGGAGCCAAUUUAUAUUUAUGAAGGGAUUCCAUCGAAGGAUGAUGAGGAACUAGUAACUGCGCUUUCCCUGGUCGAUCCGCACCUGAUUGAGCGUUUUGGUGCGAUUUUUGAAUAUAUGCGACAUGUGCGCAACGUGCCGGAAGCGGAACGUUCUCAUUGGCCAUUCACCGAUUCACCACGUGCGAAAAGACGCAGAAUGUAG
Molecule: messenger RNA, 1776 nt
Organism: Brugia malayi
Lineage: Eukaryota; Metazoa; Nematoda; Chromadorea; Rhabditida; Onchocercidae
Gene: Bma-lem-4
Exons: 10
Coding region: 1-1776 (591 amino acids)
Biological process (GO): negative regulation of phosphorylation
Cellular component (GO): endoplasmic reticulum
Molecular function (GO): protein phosphatase 2A binding
Source: RefSeq, a predicted model, not a curated record